AUGGACAUAGAAGACGUAAGUAACAUCAAAAAUAUUCAGCUAGGAGAUGAGCAGGAUGUAUUUAUUAAUCCAGAAGGACCAUUAAAUCUGAUGCACGGAUAUGUGAACGCCCGAAAUGGAUAUAUGUAUAACAAGCGUUUUUAUUCAUCUGAAAUAGAAACAGACUACAGCAUGAGGAAGAAUAAGGAAGCUUUCAGUAGCCCCGAAGGGUGGGUCUUCGAAAGAACACCGGUUAAAGACAAGGUAUAUAAAGACUUGUGUAAGAAGACCCCAGCAGGUAAAUAUCUUAUCAGAUAUCACGCACAGCUCAUAAAGAUGUUUCCUUCUGUGGAUGGAAGUCUUUCCAUUGAGGCAGGCAGGCCAAAUGCACUUACAAACUUUCUGAGAGCAGAGCAUGUCAAAAAAGAUGCAAAGUACAUUCUUGCUGCGCUGCUGCUUCUCUCAGAAGGAGUUGACAUUGAAAUAGAUGUAGAUAAAAUGGGAGAAAAAAAGAGCCUUGUCAUAAAAAGUAAGAAGUGCAAGGGAAGAGUAUUUGUGAAUGUAGACAUGCACUCUGCUUGGAUUGAUCCAGUUACUCAAAAGAAAAGUGAUAGAAUCUACCAGAGCGAAACAGAAAAAAUAGUCGGCUUCUAUAAGCACUAUAGAGACAGCAGACUGUUAAAAAAAGGAGGUGAAUUUGCAAUGCCUACCAGCAAGAGGGAAUUUAACAAAGGAAAUUUUCUGAAUAAUGCAGGCUUCCUUAUACAGACAUACAUAUAUGAAUUUAUUGACAAUUUCAAGAACUAUAGGAGCUUUGUAGAGGCAGUGUAUGAACUGUUUAUUGACCAAAUGACUGACCAUGCUUGCCAAGAUUCCUUUAAGGAGAAAAAGGAUGUGUUUGAUAGGCUUUUCCUAGUAAAAGAUGCCCUUCAUGCACAGAUGGAGUACAUUUCGUCUUUCUGUGAUCUUGCAAGGACCACGCAUGAAGAUGCAUCAUUUCCCUUCUAUAACCCUAGCCAGUUGCCGCAGUACACUAGAGUACCACAGUAUAAACUAGACAAGUCGGGCUUUGAGAAGGACCAAUUCUUAUACUACAGUAACUGUGUAGAGUCUGCCCUUCUUGGAAUUUUCUGCUGUCUGGCAUAUAAUCCAGAGACAGGAAGGUAUGAGACAGACCACAUGGGAACGGAAGUAAGUGAUGAGUUGAGAGACUUCUUCAAAAAGUAUCCCAAGCCAACAGAAACAACAGACUUUGAAAUGCACAAGGAGUGGUGUAAGGUUGUUGCUUGCUUAAAGAAUGAAAGCAUCAGCUACAAGCACCCAAAAAAUGAGAUUCUCUCUGGGCUUUCAAAUGUCUUUCGGGUUAUUGCAGAAAUAACAGGCCAGAAGACAGACGCGCUGGAGCUAGUUAAGUAUAUAGAAGAUGCAUGCAAAAUAAGAAGCCUUAAAAAAGACGAUAAAGACUAUAUUGAGUCUAAAAUAGAAUCAAUUUUUAUAUCACUUUCACAGAAUAAGUCUAUCAUGGUGAAGUGCCGGUAUAUGGUGCUUGGGCGCAGGUCAGAUGGAGAACAGGACAUUUUUGCUGACAUUGACGCUAUGUACAUGUAUGAUAAUCGAGAGAAUGGAAUUACUUUGGGCUUAAAGCCCAAACAUGCUACUCUUGAUGUUCUUCUAUCCUCUCCAGUGUCUGUGCGUAUUGAAGAAAAAUAUGAAGAUGUAAAGGAGCUAUAUAGAAGCAUAGACAGCUAUAUGGGAUAUAUCACCAGCCAGUACAUUAGUAGAGAAAUGAAAAAUCUAAGGAAAGACAGCUUUGAGAUGACAGAAUCUCUUAUGAAGAGUAUAGAUGUAAUUCUAAACAGCGGAUACAAUAAUGUAUUUAAAAUAUUCCUACUCGAAAAGCUUGUUGGUGUUAAGUGCAUGUCUUUUAUUGCAAUGCGGUGUGUAAUCUACUCGAUUGAUAAAGACCUGCCUCCAAAUGACCCUAUAGUGCGCUUUACUGCAAAUGUUAUAGGCAGUAUUCCACUAAACGAUCCUGCAACAUGGCGAGAGAUCAUGAAAUAUUUUUUAUAUCAUUCAGAAAGACAGGCAAACUAUCCAAAGCUUGAAUAUGAGGCGAGGCAGGAGCUGGAGGAGAUAAAAAUCACUGGUUCAGAACUAGUUAAGAUUCAUUUAUAUAUUCUAAAUCAGGACUCAGACUCCCUCGCAGUUAAGUGCAUAAAUAACUAUGUAAAGCUAGGUACGGAUAAUGCAAACAUGUAUUAUUUAUUAUCAGUAGAGCCAAUGUCUAGGAAAUUAUUUAAUCUUAUGGCAAGGGCGGGCACACCAAGAAGAUUUGAACAGCUUCGAUCUACACUUGAGAAAACCAAAAACCAAAAGUAUACAGACGAUCUUGAUUUUGUAUAUAUCGUUUGGUUUAUAUAUGCAUGUGACGACUCAGAGAGUACACCAGAGAUUAUUAAGAUGGCUUAUAACUUUAUAAACUUUAGCUAUUUAUCUCAAGAUGUUAGCUCCAAACUAAAGUCUUACCGUAUAUAUUCAAGUACAGUUAUGUCUGUUUUAAAAAAAGAAAAAACCAACUUGUGCACAGAGAACGACAGUGAUAGCAUGAAAAACUAUCAGGAAUUGGAAAAAUAUUUCAAAUUACAUCUGAUAUAA
Molecule: messenger RNA, 2634 nt
Organism: Nematocida ausubeli
Lineage: Eukaryota; Fungi; Microsporidia
Exons: 1
Coding region: 1-2634 (877 amino acids)
Source: RefSeq, a predicted model, not a curated record